AUGCCGUUGGUUCUCGCACAAAUUCGAAUAGUGAUGUUCGUGAUACAGCGGCUUUGGAUGGUCAACAAUCAACAAAAUUUAUUGGAAGAGGCGGCUCACGUGGCCUUGGCCGAGGAAAUUCUGUUCCACAAACGAACACUUCUGACUUUGAUAAUUCUUCGACGACAAAUAAUCAACAAUUUCGAGGACGAGGUGGCUUUAACGGCGGACGUGGCAAUGGACGUGGAAAUUUUGCUUCUGGUAAGUUUUCGAAGUUUUAAAUCUCUGUUUUUUAUUACUCCUUUAACAAACUUUUUUAAAUAA
Meloidogyne enterolobii is the source of this 303-nucleotide messenger RNA. Lineage: Eukaryota; Metazoa; Nematoda; Chromadorea; Rhabditida; Meloidogynidae. The record is from the annotation of a GenBank genome assembly.